Molecule: messenger RNA, 342 nt
Organism: Colletotrichum graminicola M1.001
Lineage: Eukaryota; Fungi; Ascomycota; Sordariomycetes; Glomerellales; Glomerellaceae
Exons: 1
Coding region: 1-342 (113 amino acids)
Source: RefSeq, a predicted model, not a curated record
AUGGCAUCAAAUCGACAUCAUGGGCUAGGAGGAACGAGUGGGUUGGUCAUUUGCUUUCAGGGAUACAUUCCCUCUGGAUUCCGCCUGAGUAUCUUUUCUCUCCUUUUUUUCUUCUUCUAUCCAAAACCCCCCCCCCAAAAUGGAGAUGGUAGGAUCGUUUGGUUCCCGAGAAAAAAGAACAAACCGGGAAGGGCAUCGCGCGGCAGGCAGGCAAGCUCGUUUUUGUUUUCUUAUUCCCAACAUGGUUACCCCAAAGAGCGGCGGCAGUCCAUUUCUGAGCCAUUGCGAGGCAUUGGUAGAAGGAAGAGGGAAGGGAGGGAGGUCGCAGCAUUAGACAGUUGA